AUAUAAACUUAACCACAUGACGCUGAAUGAAACGUAUAUUAAAUGCAUCUACUGUAAAUAUAAAAUAUAACCUUUUUAAAGUAUAAAAAUUGUUUAACCUUCGGACUGCUUGGCAAAGAAGUUUAUAUGAUGAACCUAACCUAGUUUUAAAACUGCAAAAUGAAUAAUAAAGACACAUAAGAACUUCCUAAAACUUUAAAGAAAGAUAAAAAAAACUAACCCAAAACGCAUCGUUCGCCCGCCGCACCACGUUUAACCAGCAUAAAUGUUCCCGUGGCGGCGACGACGGCGGUGCGUACAACAAAUGCAACAAACACGUCUGUUAUUGCAAUUAAAAUGUCGGACGUUGAAAGAGCGCGAAACGCAACGAAGACAACAGCAAACACAGCGUCGACAACAGAAACAACCAAACAAACAACAACAACAAACAGUGAGCAACUACAAUAUAAGCACUCCACCUCAGCAACAACAACAGCAACACCAGGAGCAGCAGCAGCCGCAGCGGUGAAAUUACAACACCAACAACUCUAUCACAAUCAACUUUAUCAUCAGCAACAACAACAGCAAAUAUAUAGUAAACCAACAACACACUAUAACUACAAUAGCAGCACAACAGUUGCACAACAACAACCACAAUAUCAGUUGAUCACCACCGCUGGUGGCGAAUUUGGCAACGGUGCGGACGAUAGCUCCAUCUUUGGCAGCUGUUUCGGUUUCUUGCUGAAAGUACUAUUCUCACCGCCCGGUUUGGUGGCGCUGGUUGUUGGCUACUCCAUGCUGGGGGCUUGUAUAUUUCCACUACUUGAGGCGCCACAGGACAUUAAUACCUCGGCGGCGAUUGCGAAGAGUCGAGAGGAGUGUCUGCGCGAACUGUGGAUUAUAACGGAAAAACUCAACGUCUUGUACGAGCGCAAUUGGUCCACGUUGGUACACGAACAGUUGCGUCGCUUUGAAGAUUCGAUUGUGGCAGCCACACGUCAUACGAAUAACAGUAGUUACAGCAUCGGUAUGUUUGGCGGCAGUUCAACAGCGUUGCGGCGCUAUGGCAGCACUUUCGAUGCGUCCACAGACGCCAUGUUGGCGCCAACACAUUGGAGUUUCGGCGAGGCGCUGCUCUACUCAGUCACUGUGAUAACGACAAUUGGUCAUGGCAGCUUAACGCCACGCACUGCCGCUGGUAAAAUCGCCACCAUUCUGUAUGCCCUAAUCGGUGUGCCGCUCAUGUUGAUGUGCCUCUCCAGUUUGGGUGCGCUGCUGGCGGAGGCGUUACAAUGUACCUAUGCGCGUAUCUGCUGUCGGCUAACGCGUCAUCAGCACCACCAUACACAUCAUCAGCACAGCCACCAUCACAAUCAUCACCACCAGCACCAGCAACAGCAGCACAAACAUGAGAAGUGCCACAGUGAGAAGGAGAAACAGCCGCCGCCGCAUGAUCUCUAUCAACAGCAAACGCAUCACCUGCAAGUGACCGGCGAGAAGAGUGGGCAUUUGCUCGAGGCGUCAGCUGGUUCAAUGGGCGUGAGCGGUGGCGCUAGUAAAUAUGCGAGGCGUUGCAGUGCUGACAGUUUGGACAAUGAUGUGCUCCUGAAGCGUGGACUGAGCGGUUGUCAGCAGGAAAAGGGACAAGAGUUGGACUGCAAAAACUGUAAAUACGACGCUUUAAUUACGGAAAGAAAUCUGAGCAGUGGUUACGACUACAGCAAUAGCGGUACUAUGGGCGAUUCUGGAGAUGACUCCUGUCGGCUGCUGCACAAUUCACCGGCGAAAUUAAAUCAAAAUCAAAUGUUGACGGGAGCGAAAAUCAAUGCGCACUACUUUCAACAGCAGCAACAGCAACCACAGCUACAACAACAACACCAACAACAACGUCCGGAUGUUAUGCUAAUGGCAACAACAGCAACGGCAGCGUCAAAAUCAAUACAACAACAAUAUCAGCAACUUUAUAGCCGCUCGGCCACACCAUCACCGCAACAUUUUCAACAUCAGCAGCAGCAACAACAACAACCACAACAGCAGCAACAUACCUUGCAAACAUUCCACAUCGUAUCGGCCGGCACAUCGCCCACACAACAAGGCCAACAACAACAACAACUGCCAACAUUGCGUCAAUACGCAACACUGCAACCGCACCAACAUAAACCACAGCAGCAACAACAACAACAAUAUGUUGCCGUGCCCAGCGGCGCAUUGGUGCGCUUUCAAACAACAACAACAACACCGGCCACAUCAGGCGUCGCCUCAGCGCUGAAUGGCAAUAGCAAUAAUUGCACAACCGACGGCAAUGGCAAUGUUGGCAUCGGUGUUGGUGCCACACUCAUCGCCACCGGCAUGUCGGGCAAUUGUUAUCAAUCGGCGAAUGUGUCCGUGCCCGGAGGCACGGCGACGGCCACAAUUUACUUUCCAAUUGCCACAGCAGCGCAUCCACAACAACAACAACAGCAACAGUCCGGCUAUACGUCCGUUGCAUCUGCAGCAACAACAACAAGCAAUGAUGCAACAGCAAUGAGUGGCUCCGGCUUGGGAUCGGGCACCAGCUCGGCAGCCACAACGCAAUUGCUUUGCAAUCAGCCGAUUGUGAAAUAUCACACCAUACAGCUAACGCAUGCCACGCGAAAGCAACAACAACAACAACAGCAGCACCAACAACCGCAACAGCAAACAACCUUGAUGGGCAGCGCGGCUGAUGUGCUGCCACUGCCGCCACCGCCGGCAUACCAAACGGCAACGGUGCACGGCAUACGUCGAGCGAAAUUCCUCACAAAACCGCUGCCACCGGAGAUCAGCACAUUAGUAGCCGGUGAGCGCGAUUUAACCUGCCGGCAUGAUUUAUUAUUACAACAAAGCGGUUCGAGUAGUGGUAGCAACAAUGCAACAACAACACCAACACAAUCGUCUAUAUAUGCCGGCACAACAACAACAGCAACAUCGAAUGCAACAACGAUUGCAAUGUUGACAGCUGGAUUGACAGCAACAGCGGCGGCAUGUAGCGGUAAUCCACCAACAACAACAGCAACUGCAGCAGCAGCAACAACAGCCAACAACACACAAAUGGGCACAUUAAUGUCCGGCACAUCGUCCAUGGUCGGUUCGAAUGCCACUGUCGAUAUAAUGGAGGAUGAGGAAGAGCACGAACAGCAACGAUUGGGCAACUGCCCACACGGCACGCCAUCACGUGUACCACUCAUCUCUGGCAGCAGCGGCGCUACCAAUGCACACAGCACCAUUGGCAAUACAGACGAAGAACAGCGGGGCGCGCGUAGUCUCUUCAAUGCCACUGCAGCCUCCUUCCACCGGCACACGCUAAACACCUUCCAACGCAAUGCAGCGGCACGUAAAUCAACCACAUAUGCCGCAACACGACGCGCCGGCUGCAACAUGCAUGCAGCGAGCCACCGAAGUGGGAAGUCGAACAGCUGUUACGGCGACACAGCCACCGAGACUUCCGACGACGAGGACAAGGAGGCGGCGUACAUGCAACGUGAGGCGACAGCUGGCGAACAAUUUCGACUGACAAAGCUCAACAAAGGCACCAAAAACACCAAGCCAGAGGAGCAUUCCGCCUACUGUGAUACCGACGCAACCGCCGAUGAGGCUGAGGACGAUGAGACCGGCUCGAAUGCCGACGCUGAGGUGGAGGAGGCCGGCGCACAGGUGCCCAUCAGCAUUGUGCUGCUCAUACUCAUCUGCUACAUUUGCUUGGGCACUGUGAUUUUCGCCUUCUGGGAGAAUUGGUCUAUUGUGGAUGGCGCCUACUUCUGCUUUGUCACACUGACCACCAUCGGCUAUGGCGACUUCAUGCCAGAGCGCACUUUCCACGGACCGCACGUGCAGCUUUUCGCUUGUUGCGCGUAUCUGCUGCUAGGCCUGGUCUUGGUUGCCAUGUCGUUCAGCAUACUCGAGACGCAGCUCAUGUGGAAGUGCAAACGGAUUGCGGUGCGACUGAAGUUGGCCAAUGAUUGAUAGUGGCGGCGCUUGUUGGCUCGUCGCAGUAGCGCCAGUGCGGUGGCGCAGUUUUUGUAGAAUGUAAGCGGAGGAAGAAAAACAAAAAAAAGACAUAAAAGUAAGAUAGCAAGUAUGCGAAGUAGUAGGUAAAUUAACAGGGAAAGCGUAUAAAUUAUAAUCUAGUCACUCUCACAAAGACUUAGGCUAAGUAGCGGUUAAUUAGUGUUUAGUUGAGCGCUGUAAAUAUUUUUGUUGUAAGAAAGCAUACGAAUAUGAAGUGUAAAUAAAGCUUUAGUUAAGCGUCUUACCUAUGUAUGCUGGUAUACCGUUAGCUUAGCAAAGAAAGCUGAAUAUGACAUAAGUCUCUUAGUUUUCUGCUAAAAGUGUAGUAUAUGGAAUUUUGUACAAAACUAAGCUUCCUCGUAGUUAUUGAAAGCUGACUAAGCUCCAUGGAGGUUAUAAUAUUUAGAAAAAUAAAUUUAUUUAAGGCAGUCCACAGCUCCAGGGGACCAUUUUGGUAACUAAUUUAAAGCUUUAUAUCCGAAACAAAACAAUUUUUGAAACUGCUGAAUUAGGCAGAAUAGCUUUAUUUUUGAUCAAAUUUAGCCUAUUUCCCUAUGUUCCAACCUCGUCGAAUUAUCUUGACUUCCAGUCAUACUGUUAACGUCGAUGGUGAAACUCCGCUAACUCUAUGUAAUGUAACCGAGAUAUCGAAUAUUGGAAAAUCUGUUUCAUAAGCAGCUUCUGCGAUAACACCCAUUGACAAAGGUGAUCCGAGAUUUACUUUUAACCGGUUAAUGAAGAAUCUUAAAUAUAAAUCUCGACGGUCUAUACUGAAACUGAGUAUAUUUUUAGCAUGGAAAAUAUGGUAAGACAAAUCGAUCAUCCCUUGACAAGAGUUUACGGUUGUCUUAAGACUUAAUUACCAGACUUAUUUAACAUAAAGCUCUAAAAGUUAUUUUCCGUACUGUUCAAAAGUUUCCAAUUUCUACAAAGAUCGUUUUAAAUAAACUUUCGCACUGAUUUUGACAGACCUCUCAUGAAUCUUUCAUUCCUUGGAAUUUGGAAUGUGAUUGUGAAGGCCUACUUUCCUCAGUCUUAUAGCAGAUGAAAAUUACUCUUAUCUUGGCCGUUCAAACGAGAGUCGGGGUUAACGUAAGGAGGUUGCAGCUUCAGCUUUUCAGGUUUUAUAUGGUAUAUAAAGAACCAUAUCUAUUUCUCAGUAACUAUACAAUGUUGAUUACAAUUUAUAUUUUAUUUAUAAUUUCUUUAAUUUCCUCAUUUUAUAAAAUAUAUUAUUUAUCAAAUGCGCUAAAUCUAUGAAUAAAUAUGUGGAUGUUAGCAUUUAGAAAAUAUGCAAAAAAUAUAGACAAAUAUGUAUUAAAUCAAAUCGUAAACUUAAUCCAAAUCUAAUAUGUACAUAAUAAUAAAAAUUUAAUAAAUAAAAAAAUGUAGAUAUAUAAAUGUGUAUGUAGCUAAGUAUUAUUAAGAGAAGCGCAAUAUUGAAUAAAAUAUCACAAUAAGAUAUGUAUAAGUAAAAGAAAGUUGUAGAGCAAAUACGAAACAAUUGUCUAUUAAUAAAAAAAAUUUAAAUAAAUACAAUAAUUAUGACAAUGCCGCAAGUGAAAAGUACAUAGCAUAAAUUAAGAAGUAAAGUUAAUAAUAUUACUAAUAUAAUAACAAUAAUAAUAGUAUUGAUAUAUAAAACAAAAACAAUUUCGUUGUAUAGUAAUACCACCCAAAAAUAC
Molecule: messenger RNA, 5690 nt
Organism: Zeugodacus cucurbitae (melon fly)
Lineage: Eukaryota; Metazoa; Arthropoda; Insecta; Diptera; Tephritidae
Product: AF4/FMR2 family member lilli
Exons: 7
Coding region: 337-3960 (1207 amino acids)
Biological process (GO): stabilization of membrane potential; potassium ion transmembrane transport
Cellular component (GO): membrane
Molecular function (GO): potassium ion leak channel activity
Source: RefSeq, a predicted model, not a curated record